CCCAAACCCCUCACCAACCACCGGCAGAAGAGAGAGCCGCCCUUCGCUCCCCCCAGAGGCCAGAGACGGACACGAUGGCGGCGCCCACCUCCUCCGCGGCAUCCACCCUCGCCCCCUUCUCCCACCCCAAAACCCUAGCCGCCGCCACCGCCGCCGGAGGCUCAUCCUCUGUCGCCUUCUCUCCGGCCGCCUCCCACCCUGCAUGCGCCCUAUCAGUCUCGGGCGCCCGCCGCCGCGCGGUCGCCGCCAUGGUCGCGGCCCCGGCCAAGGUCGGCGCCGCCAUGCCGUCGCUCGACUUCGACACCGACGUCUUCAACAAGGAGAAGGUCUCCCUCGCCGGCCACGAGGAGUACAUCGUGAGGGGCGGGCGCAACCUCUUCCCGCUGCUCCCGGAGGCCUUCAAGGGCGUCAAGCAGAUCGGGGUCAUCGGAUGGGGCUCCCAGGGUCCGGCGCAGGCCCAGAACCUGAGGGAUUCCUUGGUGGAAGCCAGGUCUGACAUCGUCGUCAAGAUUGGCCUCAGGAAAGGUUCCAAGUCUUUUGAGGAAGCACGUGGUGCUGGAUUCACCGAGGAGAACGGAACCUUGGGAGACAUAUGGGAGACGGUCUCUGGCAGUGAUCUUGUGCUGCUGUUGAUCUCAGAUUCUGCCCAGGCAGACAACUAUGAGAAGAUCUUCUCUCACAUGAAACCAAACAGCAUUCUUGGUUUAUCUCACGGGUUUCUCCUUGGACAUCUGCAAUCACAUGGCCUUGAUUUCCCUAAGAACAUCAGCGUGGUUGCUGUAUGCCCCAAGGGAAUGGGUCCAUCAGUUCGGAGACUGUAUGUUCAGGGCAAGGAAGUAAAUGGUGCUGGCAUCAACGCUAGCUUUGCUGUUCACCAGGAUGUUGAUGGAAGGGCCACUGAUGUUGCUCUUGGGUGGUCGGUUGCACUAGGAUCCCCGUUCACCUUUGCUACCACUCUAGAACAGGAGUACAAGAGUGAUAUCUUUGGGGAGCGAGGAAUUUUGCUGGGUGCUGUUCAUGGCAUCGUGGAGGCUCUGUUUAGGAGAUACACAGAGCAAGGAAUGGACGAGGAGCUGGCAUACAAAAGCACUGUGGAGGGCAUCACUGGAAUUAUCUCCAAGACCAUCUCAAAGAAGGGGAUGCUUGAAGUAUACAACUCCUUGAGCGAGGAAGGCAAAAAGGAGUUCAACAAGGCAUACAGUGCAUCAUUUUACCCUUGCAUGGACAUACUCUACGAAUGCUACGAAGAUGUUGCCUCUGGAAGUGAAAUCCGGAGUGUUGUGUUGGCUGGUCGGAGGUUCUAUGACAAGGAAGGCCUUCCUGCUUUCCCUAUGGGCAAAAUCGACCAAACUCGGAUGUGGAAGGUCGGCGAAAAGGUGCGCUCGACCCGGCCAGAUGGUGACCUUGGCCCUCUCCACCCCUUCACGGCUGGAGUUUAUGUUGCACUUAUGAUGGCCCAGAUUGAGGUGCUGAGGAAGAAGGGGCACUCCUACUCUGAGAUCAUCAAUGAGAGCGUGAUCGAGUCGGUGGACUCGCUGAACCCGUUCAUGCAUGCGCGAGGGGUGGCCUUCAUGGUGGACAACUGCUCGACGACGGCACGGCUGGGGUCGAGGAAGUGGGCGCCCCGUUUCGACUACAUCCUGACCCAGCAGGCGUUUGUGACGGUGGACAAGGACGAGCCCAUCAACCAGGACCUCAUCAGCAACUUCAUGUCAGACCCUGUCCAUGGCGCCAUUGAGGUCUGCGCCGAGCUGAGGCCCACCGUCGACAUCUCGGUGACGGCCGACGCGGACUUUGUGCGCCCAGAGCUCCGGCAGUCUGCCUAGGUUUGGGGCUGAAGAGUUGUUUUUUGAUGGGUGGACAAUUCAUGGACUGUAAUGUAUGCGUGCGACUAGCUGUUUGAAGUUGUGAACUGCUGUCAGGUAGAGAGAGACCCCUGUUGGUGGUGGACUGAGUGAGUCGUCUUCGUUUCCAGAAUAAUAAAAGUUGGUUCGUCGGGAUA
Molecule: messenger RNA, 2002 nt
Organism: Triticum urartu
Lineage: Eukaryota; Viridiplantae; Streptophyta; Magnoliopsida; Poales; Poaceae
Product: ketol-acid reductoisomerase
Biological process (GO): L-valine biosynthetic process
Cellular component (GO): chloroplast; mitochondrion
Molecular function (GO): ketol-acid reductoisomerase activity
Source: RefSeq, a predicted model, not a curated record